AAGAUAGGUGACUCUGCUGUGAACUCGUCGCAGAACUUCCUCCCUCUUUCUACCUUCAAAGUUCGCGUGCAGUUUCAUUCGCUGCUUUCCCUCUCCAUACCGUUUCAGAGAGUACCGCCGCACAAAAUGCCCAAACCAAAACACCUCUCCACUAUCCUAACCCUUCUCACCCUCACCGACCCCAUCUCCACCGCCUCAACAUGCUACAAACUCAACGGCGACGCCGCCUACAAAGACUUCACCCCCUGCAACCAAUUCAGCGGCGCAACCUCCUACUGCUGCGGCGCCAACCGUCAAAACACCAACGCCACCUACACAAACGACAUCUGCCUGACCAAUGGCUUGUGUCUCGCGAUCGCAGAAAUCGACGGAAUAGAAGAGUAUAAUUACUUUCGGGAGAGUUGUUCGAGUGCGAGUUGGCCGACGAGCGAGUGUUUGAGGAGCGUGUGUACGAUGCCGGAUCAGAAUGAUGUCAAUGGAAAUGCUAUUAUGACGCCUUGUGAAGAUUCAAAAUAUUCGAAUACGUGGUGUUGUGGGAAAAACAAUACUGAUUGUUGUGGUACUGAUGCUGCGAUUACGUUGGCGGUAACGCUGGGUGCGACUGCUAGUUUGACGACUUCGGUUUCUUCUGCUUCGAGCACGGCAAGUGCAAGUACGACUAGCAGUAGUGCGGCUACCUCUCCAAGCUUGGUCUCGACGUCCUCCUCUACACCUCCACCAUCAUCCUCAAAUACCAAUUCCGGCCUUUCCACUAGAGCACAAGCAGGCAUAGGAGUUGGUGUCGCCAUCGGCGUCUUCGCUCUCCUCAGCAUCGCAUUCUGGUUCCUCCGAAGACGCAGAGCCGCUCACUCAGCACCACACGAGAAUACCAAUCUGAUGCCUGUCAACUCGCCAAGCCCGAACUACGGCAACGAUACAAAGGAAAUAUACACAAGACCGCAAGAAUUGGACUCGAGAGUGGUGGGUCAUGAGUUGGAUCCUGCAGCUAGGCUGGGCGAGGUGGAAGGCGAUACCGCGUUCAAGGGAACUUGA
Aureobasidium pullulans EXF-150 is the source of this 1032-nucleotide messenger RNA. RefSeq lists its product as uncharacterized. The record is from RefSeq and is a predicted model, not a curated record. Bases 127 to 1032 code for a protein of 301 amino acids. The transcript is spliced from 2 exons. Lineage: Eukaryota; Fungi; Ascomycota; Dothideomycetes; Dothideales; Saccotheciaceae.